Messenger RNA from Chrysochloris asiatica (Cape golden mole), 834 nucleotides. It is a transcript of the gene SNRPA1, whose product is annotated as small nuclear ribonucleoprotein polypeptide A'. The transcript has 9 exons. The coding region runs from base 67 to 834 and encodes 255 amino acids. Gene Ontology annotation, cellular component: U2 snRNP. Gene Ontology annotation, biological process: mRNA splicing, via spliceosome. NCBI's taxonomy places the organism in Eukaryota, Metazoa, Chordata, Mammalia, Afrosoricida, Chrysochloridae. Gene Ontology annotation, molecular function: protein binding; U2 snRNA binding. The record is from RefSeq and is a predicted model, not a curated record.
GCACGCUGGGACGUCUUGUCGGCGCGAAGCAGCGGGCCGGGGCGCCUGCAGUCAGGGGGCGGCAGGAUGGUGAAGCUGACGGCUGAGCUGAUAGAGCAGGCGGCGCAGUACACCAACGCCGUGCGGGACCGAGAGCUGGACCUCCGAGGUUAUAAAAUUCCUGUCAUUGAAAAUCUAGGUGCUACCUUAGACCAGUUUGAUGCUAUUGAUUUUUCUGACAAUGAAAUCAGGAAACUAGAUGGUUUUCCUCUGUUGAGAAGACUGAAAACAUUAUUAGUGAACAACAACAGAAUAUGCCGUAUAGGUGAGGGACUUGAUCAGUCUCUACCUUGUUUGACAGAACUCAUUCUCACCAACAACAGUCUUGUGGAACUGGGCGAUCUGGACCCUUUGGCCACUCUCAAAUCACUGACUUAUCUGAGUAUUCUGAGAAAUCCUGUAACAAAUAAGAAGCAUUACAGACUGUAUGUAAUUUAUAAAGUUCCACAAGUCCGAGUGCUGGAUUUCCAGAAAGUGAAAUUAAAAGAGCGUCAGGAAGCAGAGAAAAUGUUCAAGGGCAAACGGGGUGCACAACUUGCAAAGGAUAUUGCCAGGAGAAGCAAAACUUUUAAUCCAGGCGCUGCUUUACCAGCCGACAAAAAGAAAGGUGGGCCAUCUCCAGGGGACGUGGAGGCAAUUAAGAAUGCUAUAGCAAAUGCCUCCACGCUGGCUGAAGUGGAGAGGCUGAAGGGGCUGCUGCAGUCUGGACAGAUACCUGGAAGAGAACGCCGGUCAGGGCCCCCCGAUGACGGUGAAGAGGAGAUGGAAGCAGACCCCGUCCCCAAUGGGUCCUGA